Messenger RNA from Entelurus aequoreus (snake pipefish), 6146 nucleotides. It is a transcript of the gene dennd11, whose product is annotated as DENN domain containing 11. The coding region runs from base 224 to 1702 and encodes 492 amino acids. The record is from RefSeq and is a predicted model, not a curated record. The transcript is spliced from 9 exons. Gene Ontology annotation, cellular component: cytoplasm. Lineage: Eukaryota; Metazoa; Chordata; Actinopteri; Syngnathiformes; Syngnathidae.
GUGAGCCAGCGCUUUGGACACGUGGGCGGAAGUGGUGACGUCACCAAAAGAGAGCAAGCGAGAGGAAGAGAAAAAGAGCAGAAGGAUCUUCCGCCCAUCAGUGAUGUGACAAGCUUACAAAUGAAGCCAAAACAACGCAGCCGGCCAUGACGCACUUUUAGCCUCCUCUAUACUUGCAGGCGUCGAUUUUUUGUUUUCCUUUCCCUCUCCGUCUGCGAGCGCCAUGGUGGAGCAGUCGGACAAAGCCCCGCUUCUGGACUGGGAGGAGAUCCCACCGUCCGACGCCACCCGGGCGGCUCCGUCGCCACCUGCUCCGCCGCGGAAGAAGCAGGACGUUCCUGCGGUAAAGAAAAGUUCCUUACCAGUCAGCCUCAUCGUGACGGAUAUCGGCAGGAGGGACGGCAUUUCCUCCGCCACCACCACCACCACCGUCACCUGCAGCCCAACAGCUGUUGUUGGCGGCCGGGAGAGGGGCACGCCAGGCCGGGCACAUAUGCGGGGUCACCCGGCACCUCCCUUCCCGGAUCUGACGGUGACAGAUCAGUGGGAGGAAAAAGACCAGAUCGUGGCCGUGUUUGUGGUCACAUUUAAUUCACGAUCAGGAAACAUGGUGGAGUGGUGCCUGCCUCAUGACAUCAACCUGGAUGGAGUAGAAUUUAAGGCAAUGGCCAGCGGCUCCCAUAGGAUCACUAACGACUUCAUAUAUUUCCGCAAAGGCUGCUACUUCGGGCUGGCCUGCUUCGCUAACAUGCCUGUGGACAAUGAGCUGGAGCGUGGAGCCAGGAUGAAGUCUGUGGGGAUUCUGUCUCCUUCCUACACGCUGCUGUAUCGCUACAUGCACUUCCUGGAGAACCAAGUUAGACUCCAGUUGAAGAAUCCGGGUCAUUAUUCUCCACUGGAGGCAUUUUAUGAGGACAAGAAAGCCAUUCUCCCACUGACAGGAAACAGAUUGGUCAACGAAUGCCAUACUUUGAGUGUGACUACCAUCAACCGUUGUAUGCACCCGGAAAUGAAGAUCACUCAUCCAGCUGGCUGCAUGUCCCAAUUCGUCCAAUUUUUCGGAGAGCACAUUAUGGUGCUGUGGAAGUUCGCGCUGCUGAGGAAGCGCCUUCUCAUCUUCUCCCCGCCGCCUGUAGGCGUGGUCUGCUAUCGAGUGUACUGCUGUUGCAGCCUGGCCAAUGUGUCCUUACCUGGCAUUGGCGUGUCGGUGCCAGAACUACGACCGUUCUUCUACAUAAACAUAGCUGACAUCACUGCCCUGCAAACGGAGCUGUCAUAUGUAGCCUGCACCACGGAGAAGAUUUUUGAGGACAAGAAGGAGCUGUACGACCUUUACGUCGAUAACCAAAAUGUGAAAACGCACAGGAGCCAUUUGCUGCCCUUGCUGCGACCGAACGCCGGAGAUAAGGAGCGGUACAGGAAGCUUAACGAGCAGAGACAAAUGUUGCUGUACUCCCAAGAGGUGAAUGGAGACUGCACGUCCAACGAGGAGGAUCUCAUUAUUGUGUUCUUCAUGGAACUUAAUAACCGCAUCUUCCAGAUCCUGUCCGAGGUGGCGGGGAGCGCUGACCCCAUCCUGACAGCUGAGCAUGUGAGGGCCAUGGGGCUGGACCCUCAGGGCGAUCGCUGCUUCCUGGUGGAGCUGCUGGAGGUGUACGGCGUCGACGUCACUCUGGUCAUAGACAACCUCUGCUGCCACUAGCCUUGGAAAGUUGGGAUUAUAACGGAUCGUGGCGACUUCAAGGUUCUCCCACACAUACUGUACACACUGAGACAAAACGUUCACCUUGAGCCUUGCCUGCGUUUCCUCUCUUUUCUUAUGUUUGUCGUUGGGCUACCGACGGAGAAUAUGAACUCCCUCUGAGACGCCGGUGCUGCUUUGGCAGUGCUGUGUGCUCCUUCAGCCGUCUUAUCACUGCACUAUUUUUUGUUUGUGCUUCUACACUGAAUGUGUGGUCGGUAAUAACACAGCACGUUUGCUCUCUAACUUCAUAUUUAUGGAGUAGGACUGAGUUUUGGACAUUUUAAAGGCUUGACCACUUUUUUUGCCUUUAAAAAAAAAAAGCAAUAGAGGUCUUUGUCCAUUAUCAGCCGUUUUUUUUGUUUACCUUCAAGCACCUUGAACAUGAGAUAAGUAUGUGUUUUUUUGGUUGAGUUGAGGUCUGAAUGAAUGUGAUUCUACUACACGUUAUCGUGAAUGCUGCAACAAACCACUGGACUGUUUUUCAUGAUGCACACUCAUACUAGGACACAUCUUAAACUCCUUGUCACUUGCUAGGUACUACUUUUGUCGCCUUGACACUUGACUUUAUAUUGUACGUACACGCACAUUUCUGGCCCUAAAAAAUGUACCAACGGUUACCUCAGAGUCUACAAAAAUGUUUGCUUUCAGCUAUUUGAACCACUACAGUGCUACUACAAAAACGGAAAAUCAAUACGUCAUCAGAAAAGUACAUACAGUACAGGCCAAAAGUUUGGACAAACCUUCUCAUUCAAUGGGUUUUCUUUGUUUGUAUUACUAUUUGCAUUGUAAAUUGUCACUGAAGGCAUCAAAACUCUGAAUGAACACAUGUGGAGUUAUGUACUUAACAAAAAAAGGUGAAAUAACUGAAAACAUGUUUAUUCUAAUUUCUUCAAAAUAUCAAUCAAAGUUUACUUGUGGUUAGAGUGUCCGCCCUGAGAUCGGUAGGUUGGAGUUCAAAUCCCAGCCGAGUCAUACCAAAGACUAUAAAAAUGGGACCCUGCUUGGCACUCAGCAACAAAGGGUUGGAGUUGGGGGUUAAAUCACCAAAAUGAUUCCCGGGCGCGGCGCCGCUGCUGCCCACUGCUCCCCAAGGGGAUGGGUCAAAUGCAGAGGACAAAUUUCACCACAUCUAGUGUGUGUGUGACAAUCAUUGGUACUUUAAUCUUUAAAAUAUAGCCCUAAAUCACGAGUGUCUCAAAGGGCUGCACAAGCCACAACGACAUACAAAAUAGCCACCCUUUCUCUGAUUACUGUUUUGCACACUCUUGGCAUUCUCUCGAUGGGCUUCAAGAGGUAGUCACCUGAAAUGAUUUUCACUUCACAGGUGUCAUAGUUUUGAUGCCUUCAGUAACAAUCUACAAUGUAAAUAGUCAUAGAAAUUAAUAAAAACGCAUUGAAAUGAAAAGGUGUGUCCAAACUUUUGGCCCGUACUGUAGGUGUCCAAUCCAAAUUCAUUUAUUGACAACAUUCACACAUUAUAACGGGACUGUAGUUUGUCGUUCCAACUCCGCACAGGAGAUGGCGUCGUAACUUUUUCAUGCAUUUUCUGUUCAUCAAAAUAGUGAUGUAUCAGAUGUACAAUGACGUAUACAAUAACUUUAAAAUCAGUACGCACGUACAUAGAGCCCAUUAAACAUGUUUUUUUAGUCUAUGCUGUACGAAAUAAAACCAACACCUGUUCGGCAAUACUUUCAUGUUCUGUUGGUAAAUAAUAAAUGAUGUACAGUAGGAAGGGGAUUCAUAUGGCACCAUUCAUCACAGUUUACUUGACACAUGAAACGUAACUAAUGGGUGGGCGUGUGCACCAUCCACUUGAGUCACCAGAUGGCAGUAGAGUGUUGAAUAUCUUAAAAUGUGUUUUAUGGCAAUUCCAACUUUGACCACAGUGUCAGUUGCUAUGUAGAGUGGUACUUUCCAUUAUUUUCAGCAAAACGAUGAACUCAUACUCUUGCUCUCACGCGAGAUCCACCCAGUAAUGGGGCCAUAUGAUUCCCUUCCCUACUGUAUGGGGUCAAAACAUUGCCAAAAUUGCAUGCGCACAGCAUCUUUUUGCAUCUUUUCGCGAUGUGUCUUUCUUUCUCCAUGCGGGACAUUUAACCCAUUUGGCACUUAGGGGCAGGCAUUGAAUCAUCCUUUUCUGAUUGGUCACUUUAAACGCCUUAAUUCGAACGAAUUGUCAGCGUAAAUUGUGUCCUUUUUGAAGAAGAGUAGUCUUAAAGUUCGGACAAAAUUAGCCAUUCUGUCAUUCCUUAUGCAGUAAAGUGCUUAAAAUAAAAACAACAAAAUUUACACAUAAAUUUAAUGACAUUAUCGAUGUGUUCUUGUCUUCCUUAGGGAUUGUGAGGGUAUCACUCUGUCACUAUGACAUCCGAGCAUCGAUAAUGAUUUACAUUUUAUCAUAUAAAGUAGGUCUAUAAGCAGGGGUGUCAAACUGGUUUUCAUUGACGGCCACAUCGCUGUAAUGGCUGCCUUCAGAGGCCCGUUUUUUUUUUUUUUUUAAUUAUGCAUGCGGGCAAUAACCUGUGAUUAAUCAAAAUUCAAAUUGAUCUGAUUUAAAAAAAAUAAAUAUCAUUUGACAGCAUUGAUAUAAAUGUGUACCAGUAAUCACCUCAUAUUAUUACCCCAUUGCCUAUGCCAGGGGUGUCCAAAGUGUGGCCCGGGGGCCAUUUGCGGCCCGCAGGUAAUUUUUUAACGGCCCCAUGGCACAUUCUAAAAAUACGAUGAAAAAAAAAAAAAAAACAUAAAAAGUGGUAUAAAAGAGCAAACAGGUGAAAUGUAACAAGAAAAUGUUGCAUUAUUUACUCUAAUAACACAAAGCUGCCAUGCAGGCUGUUUCUUCCUUUAAAAAAUAAUAAUGAAUCAAAAUCAAUGUCAUUAUGAAUUAUUGACCUAUUCAAGGCUCCAUUUACUUCACAUUAAAUAUUCCACUUUGAGAUAUUUUGGGGGGAAAAUGUUGCAUAUUUUUUGGUUGCCAUUUAAAAAAAUAAGUUUUUUAAAGAAGGGCCUAAAACGAACAAACAAAAAACAUAAACAACAAUAAAACUUAUAAUUGACGGAUAGAUCUGAAGUUGAUCUUGAGACUAUUGUGGUAAAAGUUAAAAAAAAUGUUGGAUUUAUUUUUUUAAACUUUACUGAGCAGUACCCUUUUGGAUCCCCAAUAAUUUUAGUGGGACUUUUUUUUUUUAAGUGUCAUUGCUCAAAAAAAUAAUGAAUUAAAAUCAAUGGUCUUAUGAGUUAUUGACCUUUUUAAGACUCCAAUUAUUAUAUAAUCUCAAAUAUUCCACUUUAAAAUUUUAUUGGGGGAAAAUAUUGCAUAUUUUGUGUUUUUUUCCAUAAAAAACACAGUUUUCCUUGACAAAAAUGGCAUACAACUUAAAUUUUUAAAAGCGUUAUAUUGACAGAUAGACCUAAUGUUGAUCUAGAGAUUUAAACCUUGAAGAAUAAUAAUAAUAAUAAUAAUAACACUAAAUAAUGACACAUUUGUAAUAUUUUUUUUGACGAAAACCUUUUGGGGUCCCCGGGAUCAAGCCUGAGUGGAGGCCUAAAUAUAUCUUUUUUAUACAUAUAUUGUAUUGGUUUUUAAAAUAAAAAAUAUCAAAAUGGCCCCCACAUGCUUUAAUUUUUCCGUGUGCGGCCCUCAAUGGAAAAAGUUUGGACACCCCUGGCCUAUGCACUCGGUUAUUAGAUUUUUCAUGUACAAACUGUUAUCUUUACUGACAUAUUUUUGUAAUACACUAUACAAUAAUGUAAUGGCAUGAUUAGAUAAUAACAUUUAGACAAUACGCAUUUUUUCCUGUCAAAAUCGAACUAAUUAUUUGUAUUUAGUAAAAAAAAAAAGGAAAAUAAGUAUUUUAUUAACACACAUUUUUCCCAGGCUUUCACGGGCCACAUACAAUGAUGUGGCGAGCCAGACCUGGCCCCCGGGCCUUGAGUUUGACACCUGUGAUUUAAAGCAACAAUUAUCUUGGGAUGAUACGUAUGUCCAAAAAAAUAUUGUGCCAGUCAAAAUAAACUAUCUUUAAUGACAUCAAGUUAUUGUUAAUGAUCACCAUUGUUGACAUUUUCACAUAACAUCAUAACAAAUAACGUCAUAAUUGAAUAGGCUGUAGUGCAGGGGUCCCCAAAUCGGAUCCGGCCUGCCAGCGUCCAAAAUCCGGCCCGCAGAAAGUCCCCAAGAUUAAAAAAACAAACAAAAAAAAACUAUUUUAAAAAAAUAAAGAAAAUACAUGUUUUUUUAAUUAUUAUUAUUUUUAAAAAUCUGUCUUUUCUCAUCCAUUUCCUACUGCUUGUUACUCUCGAUGUCUCCUAGCCGCUCAGGCAAAUCAUAUUGUCUAAAAAUGCAUUUUUCCAUCGAUAAUGUGACAUCAAGUGCGCACUCUUUCAGUCAAUUAGUGCGUGAGGA